ACCAGGACCAGGACCAGGACCAGGACCAGAACCAGAACCAGAACCAGGACCAGGACCAGGACCAAGACCAGGACCAGAACCAGGACCAGGACCAGGACCAGGACCAGGACCAGGACAUGAACGACAUAAAGCUGGCCCUGCUGGGGAGUCCGGGUGCAGGGAAGUCAGCCGUCCUCGUGCGUUUCCUGACCAGACGCUUCAUCGGUGAAUACGCCUCAAACUCCAACUCUUUGUACCAUAAGCGACUGUCCAUCGAUGGGAGGCAGCUCAACCUGGAAGUUUUCGACCCCUGUUCUCAGAGCUCAGAGGUCCAGUGUAUUCUGCAGGAGCCACUUCUCUGGGCAGACGGUUUCGUGGUGGUUUACAACAUCAGUGACCGGGCCUCCUUCAUUAACGCCAACAACAUCCUGAUGCAGAUACGAGAGGCUCGCAUGGACAACUGCAAAGGGGAGGUGGAGGUUCCUGUGGUUCUUGUGGGUAAUAAACAGGACCUGUGCCACGUCCGGCAGGUUCUGGAGGACGAGGGUCUCUGCUUGGCCCAGGAGUACCACUGUCACUUCCAGGAAGUCUCAGCGGCCGAGAGCUACCAGGACAUCGCCAACCUGUUCACCCAGCUCAUCCGCCAAGUGAUGGAGCACCUGAAGUACCGCGCAGACCGCCGCCGCUACAGCGGGUCCAAGUCCAUGGCCAAACUCAUCAACAACAUGUUCGGCAAAAGGAGGAAGUCAGUGUGACGGGAGUAAUCUGCCAAGAGGUUUGGAUAAAGGGAAACAGCAUGAGGUCAAUGGAAAGUACAGAGAAAGGAGCAGUCGACCUGAACGGACCCAGACCCUCAUUCUGAAGGUCCUCCGAAAAGUCUACGUCAGAGCCAGAGCAGUGUGUUCACACCUGGACGAUCUGAGGUCCUUCAUUAACUGAAACCAUCUGUCUGUUGUUCACAGUUCACAGGUAAACGGGAAAAACGAAUCUAUGCAAAAGACACUGAGACUGAAAAGGCAAAUACACAAAGACACCACAUACAACGACUGAAAAGAAGGUGAAAGGAGGGCUGGACCAUAGGGUGAUACGGUGAAAACAGGCAGAGUUAUGGACAAUUCAUGAUGUUUUCAAGAUAAAACUACGUGAAAACUACAUAGAAGGCAAAAAAAUAACAACUAUAUAAUAAAAAAUCAAUAAAAAAGUUAAUUAGGCCUGAUCUGUUAUUCAUAUUACUGUAUUAUUAUUAUUAUUAUUAUUAUUAUUAUUAUUAAUUUAUAACUGUAAAAUGAAUUAGUGUAUUUGUACAAAUUAAAAAUAAAGAAAAUCUAAUAAAAAUCAGAUGAAGAUGAAAAAAGAUAAGGACACAUCUGUAAUCUGUGAUUUUCUAUUUUUUAGUUCCUAUUGAGCGCUUUAUGAAAAAUUAAUAAAUAAAUAAAUUAAUUAAUAAAUAAAAAAAUAAAAUAAUAAUAAUAAUAAUAAUAAUAAUAAUAAUAAUAAAACCUUGUUUUUAUUCAAUAAAGCAUGUCCAUUGAAACAGUACCAACACAAAACAGGUGUAAACGGAGACAAAUCACAGAGAAAAUGUGUUUUCUUCUGUUUCUAACAUCUGACUGAACUUAAUGUUGAUUAUUUUCAGUCUAAUGUUUUUAGUUUAAUAGUUUUCAUGUUCACAUUCUAUUAAUAUGACAGGAAGUUGUGUCGGCUUACACACAAACAGCCACCUGAAACAUCCUUCUAUGUCCUACUUUUAUACUUUGAAGACAUUUCAGAACCUAGA
This is a messenger RNA of Sphaeramia orbicularis (orbiculate cardinalfish), 1756 nucleotides long. RefSeq names its product ras-related and estrogen-regulated growth inhibitor-like protein. The record is from RefSeq and is a predicted model, not a curated record. Gene Ontology annotation, molecular function: GTPase activity; GTP binding. NCBI's taxonomy places the organism in Eukaryota, Metazoa, Chordata, Actinopteri, Kurtiformes, Apogonidae. The coding region runs from base 117 to 734 and encodes 205 amino acids. The transcript has 5 exons.